AUGUCAGAAAAAUCCGGUAACACUACGAGUCUACAGAAGUCGGUUUCAGGCGCAGUGCAACUCGCAGCAGACUAUGCACACCAUGCCAUGAAACCUGACGGCCACUGGCUCACGGAGCUGCGAGCCACCGUCGGCUUCACGGCCGGGUACAUCUGUCUACGGAACAUGCUGGGGCCUCCUCUUUCAGAGCAAGAGGCAGGAAAGAUGCUACAAUGGAUACAGUCGCAGCAGAACGCAUCGGAUGGAUCUUGGGGCCUGCUGCCAGACAGGCCAGGAGACGUGUCGACAACGACUGAGGGAUAUUUUGCCCUCAAGCUCCUUGGUGUACCUGUCGAGAGCAAGUCGAUGCGGCGGGCUCGGUCUUUCAUUUUAUCUCAGGGCGGGCUCGGCAAAGUGGGUGUUUUCACUCAGCUGGAGCUGGCCCUCAUGGGUAUCAUUGAUUGGAAUGAGAUGGCUCAGGUGCCCGCCGAGCUGAUAUUACUACCCGCCUCUGCACCCAUUAGCAUCUAUGCUUUCAGUUACUGGUCCCGCGUCACGGCCGUUCCUAUCAUGAUUCUAAGACAUCACCGACCUGUGUACCGAAUUGUGCCCGUGGACUUUCUAGACGAGCUCUACAUUGACCCUAACGACAAGCACCUGCACUUUACACCUCCCUUAAGCACCCUGUGGAGAGAUGGCGAGAAAGGAAGAUUCUGCGGCAGUCUUGCUGACAAGGCAUUGGGAAUCCUGGAGCCAAUGUUAAGACGAGUGCCUGUGGCGAGACCAUACGCGCUUUCCUGUUGUGUACGGUAUAUUCUAGACCACUUGGAUGCAGGCGGCUACGGCGCUUUCUGGAACUCCAAUUUCGCCGCCGUCAUGGCACUUCACGUCGAAGGGUUCUCGACUCAGCACCCAGCUAUCCAGCAUCUUUUGACGGCCAUAAACACGUGCCUGUGGGAAGACGAUUAUGGCAUAAGGAUGCAAGUCACCAUUGGUCCUGUUUGGGACACGGCUCUGAUGGCCCUGGGGCUGCUCGAGACCGGCCUUGCGGAUAGCAGAAUGGACUUGACAACGCAAUGGUUCAAAUCGCGUCAGAUAUUAGAGACGCAGGGCGAUUACCGCGUCCGCAACCACAAGCUAGUGCCGGGAGGAUGGCCUUUUCAAUAUUGCAACAGCCACUAUCCAGACACCGAUGACACACUUGUGGCGCUGCUUACUAUCAUCAUGCAUGAUCCCUCAGAUGUAACUUCCCAAUCCUGCAUUCGCGCCAUUGACUGGUUACUCGGCAUGCAAUGCUAUGACGGCGGCUGGGCAUGUUUCGACUUGAACAACGAUCACCGAUACCUUAAUCUGUUUCCUUUCGGCCAGGGGAAUCAAUUUUAUGACCCCAGCGUACCCGAUAUCACCGGUCGUAUUUUGGAGUGCUUAGGUAUGGUUCUGUCUAUUUUGUCUUCCCCAGACAAAAAGAGCGGUCCCCCACUGGUAAAUCCUUUUCUCUGUCAACGUAUCCAACAAGCAUGCCGCAGAGGCAUUUUGUUUCUGGAAUCGGCGCAGGAGCCCGUGGCGGGCAUAUGGGGCAGCCGGUGGCACAUCAACUACCUGAAUGGGACGAGUAGUGUACUGUGCGGCUUAAUGAGUGUCAGAAGCAUCUUUGAGGGUGACCUAGAGAUCAAGGAGGCAAUAAACAGAAUGGUUACACGCCCGCUAUCUUGGCUCAAGUCAACGCAAAACGCAGACGGCGGGUGGGGAGAGGACGUCGGCUCGUAUAGCGAUGCACAAAAGGCCGGACGCGGUGUGAGCACGCCCACGCAGACGGCAUGGGGAGUCAUGGGGCUUUUGGCACAUCUCCCGCCAACGGACAGCGCUGUGAUAAGAGCUGUCGAGUAUCUCGUCAGGACACAGACAGGAAGUCCGGUGAGCGAGGCGGUUGGCGUGGGCAUUGGUGCAGGGCCUGGAGCCACCUGGACGCAAAAGGAGUAUGACGGUGGCUACAUGAGAUGA
This is a messenger RNA of Neoarthrinium moseri, 1980 nucleotides long. RefSeq lists its product as uncharacterized. The transcript is spliced from 3 exons. Lineage: Eukaryota; Fungi; Ascomycota; Sordariomycetes; Amphisphaeriales; Apiosporaceae. The record is from RefSeq and is a predicted model, not a curated record. The coding region runs from base 1 to 1980 and encodes 659 amino acids. Gene Ontology annotation, molecular function: intramolecular transferase activity. Gene Ontology annotation, biological process: triterpenoid biosynthetic process. Gene Ontology annotation, cellular component: lipid droplet.